GUUAGCCUAACUAGAGUAGAUACCUAUUAGAAUUCGUAAUUAAAUGGCGAUUAGGAGCCUCUGAAUCUAAAUGGGUGCUGGUCGGAUGUAGCUUGGAUAUUGGAAACUUUGGAGUAACAAAGUUUCAAUCCUAGAUAAAGUAAGAGUUGCAGCUAAGCUCAGGUGGGAUGAAAGUCCAUCCACAUCAAGAGUAAUGAUCCACAUUAGAAGAUGUCAAGGCAAGCACCAGAUAUGAUGAAAAUGGCUGACUUGAUCUGUCUUUGUGCAUUUAAGCUUCUUGCCUCCGAACAUGCUCCUGUGACCUGAGGCCACCCGGAAUUCGACCUAACGUGACCUCGAAGCUGACCUCGGAGCAGCGGCUACAUCGAGCGUCUCACCAUGAGCGAGCCGCUGCCGCCGUACCUGGACCGCGGCGACGGCCACAACCGCUGCUGUAACCGGCGCCUCUGGUGCAUCGGCGAUGUUUGCGGCGUGCUCUGCGUGCUCAUCACCUGGUUCCUGAUCGGCUACGCCGAGUACGUGGUGAUGGGCGUCAUCCUGCUCUCAUGGCCGCAGUCGAUGAUGCGCGCUUUCCACAUGGUGGUCUACAACGCGCUCACGCUGCUGGCCUUCUCCAGUCACGCGCGCACCAUGCUCACCGACCCGGGCGCCGUGCCUCGGGGUAAUGCUACAAAGGAGGCGAUGCAGUGGGCCACCAGCCAGGAGGGUGGCGUUGUAUACAAGUGUCCCAAGUGCUGGAGCAUCAAGCCGGAGCGGGCCCACCACUGCUCCGUCUGCCAGCGCUGCAUACGCAAGAUGGACCACCACUGCCCGUGGGUCAACAACUGCGUCGGCGAGAACAAUCAAAAGUUCUUCGUGCUCUUCACGCUGUACAUCGCGGCCAUCUCCGUGCACUCGCUGAUCCUGGCGGUGAACCAGUUCGUCUCGUGCUUCCACAACGAGUGGAAGGCGUGCAGCGUCCACACGCCGCCCGCCACCGUCAUCAUGCUGCUCUUCCUCAUCUUCGAGGGCGCCCUCUUCGGCAUCUUCACGCUGGUGAUGCUGUGCUCGCAGGUGCAGGCCAUCUGGACCGACGAGACGGGCAUCGAGGCGCUGAAGGGCGAGGAGGUGCGCUGGCGGCGCCAGGAGCGCUGGAAGAGCAUGCGGGCCGUGUUCGGGCGCACCUGGCACGCCUGGCUGUCGCCGUUCACGCGGCCCGUGCUGUCCGGCAGCGCGCUCCGGCACGUGUACCCGGUCUCUGGCGGGUCGGGCACUGACUCGGACGAGGACCGGCGCUCCACGUGCUCGGAGGAGGCGGAGCGGGCUCCCCUCGCCGCCGGUGACAUGUCCGUCUGAGUGUGCUGACCAGGCGGAGGUGACCCCGCGAACUCACGGGUCGCCACGGCCACUAGCGACCGGCCAAUCACCGCCUGAGGUGCGCGCACGACAACGGGUGUGCACCAAUCACCGCCGAAGGUCCUGGCACGACGGCGGGUGCCGAGCAAUCACCGCCAGAGGCCCUGGCACGACGGCGGGCGCCGACCAAUCAACGCGUGGUGCGAGUGCAGCCCGGCAAAAGACGUGAACCAUUCACUAUUGAGUGUCCGUGCGCCGCAGCAGCUGGUGUGAGCCAAUGGCUUUUAGACGUGUGCGUCAUGUCUGACAUGAUUGUUCGACUUCGGCUCAAAGCAGCAGUUAGACCUGGCGACGAAUUAUCUCAGGAUAUGUUACGCUGUCAACGUGAGGGGUAGAAGGGGCAUAGCACCGCCGUUGCGAACGCUGGCUAGCUAUCGACCCGUAGUAGCUGUCCUCAGCCACAUGACCGGGCAUCUGUACCGGACGUCGUCGGCUUUGGCCCCGCUCCAGUUGACAAUCGGGAGCUGCGUGCGAUGAAGCAAGGCACAAGGCCGCCGAGAGGGCUGGAACGCUUCCGUCACAACCCCUGGCGUCCUGGUGCGAGCUGGAGGCUGUUGUCAUGCGUCGGGUGGCUGCGUCGCACCAAGUCCAGGAAUAGACGGGAGCGCCCCUCUGAUGCAGGGAGGGAGUGCUCUCACUGGACCAGACCAGCCGUGCUGGUGGCCUGCGGGCGGGCGCCAGCGUCCGGUCACCAUCCCAACCCCGCCACAUGUAGCUCAUUGAACGGGUGGGUGGACACCAACCUACACUGCUGAAUGGCUCUGGCACAGACUGCCACGGGCCAGAUGCGUGUCAAGAGAUUACCAGCAUGGUCAUAAUCUGCUACGUGUCCUACGUGUUUCACCGGCUGCCAAGUGCGAUGCUACUGUAUUGGCCGCUACAGCUUUCAGGCCUGGCUCGCAGUAUUCGUCAUCACGCUGUAUAUUGUAUGCAUGCCUGCGUGCUGGGUGUUGAUGCACGUCAGAGAAGUGUAACACGGACUCGUGGUUGCAUGCCUCAAAGCGCCUGGGGCCACCUCAUUUUGAGUGAGCGUAGUUAGUCCGCUCUUUUCGUAGUGUGCAAUGAAUGUGAUUUUUGCUCUUCGAUUCAUUUGUUGGAUUUGCGUUGCGCAUCGACCGCAAAUGGUUAUGCAGCUCGAUUUAUUUGUCAAUGGAAUUGUUGGCAUGAAUCCGCAGCAGCGUAAAUUCAGCUGAAUCACGUGGUGUCACGGCGUCCUAGGCAUUAUGACUGAUGCUUUAAAUUUCGACGCUCGCUCGCGCUGCAAGUUCUACCACGCUGGAGAGGGAGUGGGCAUUCGUUAUGCGGUCGUGCAACGGUUAAUGCCGCGCUUGAUCAGAUUCUAGGCGUGCCGACUCGAUCAUCUGAUCACAUGAGCUGCAAACGCUCAUGUCUUUCACGGCCGCCGUAUUUGAUACUCCUGGGAUGCGGCAUUGGCGAGGUCAUGCCAGUAUUCGUUGCGGCGCGCGCUGGCACGUUACGCUUAAGCUCUUCGUGUACACCGGGGCCGAGUGAGCAUUUAUGCUCACGCCGGUCGCGAUCGUGCGUGUAUCCUGAUCGAGCACCACAGUCUUGCGUUGUUUCUGCCUUCCUGAUCUCGAAUGGCAGGUGUCCGUUUCGGUUGGUUUGUCGGCCACAGUCGCAGGUGUGGGUGGCGGCUGGCUGUCCGUCGUCUGCUUCGUACCUCUACCCUGCCGUGUUCCCGCACCUGCUCGCAAUAUAUGUGAUAUACAGCUGCAAA
Molecule: messenger RNA, 3133 nt
Organism: Pollicipes pollicipes
Lineage: Eukaryota; Metazoa; Arthropoda; Thecostraca; Pollicipedomorpha; Pollicipedidae
Product: palmitoyltransferase ZDHHC3
Exons: 8
Coding region: 379-1335 (318 amino acids)
Molecular function (GO): palmitoyltransferase activity
Source: RefSeq, a predicted model, not a curated record